Baudoinia panamericana UAMH 10762 is the source of this 902-nucleotide messenger RNA. RefSeq lists its product as uncharacterized. The record is from RefSeq and is a predicted model, not a curated record. The coding region runs from base 138 to 659 and encodes 173 amino acids. The transcript has a single exon. Gene Ontology annotation, biological process: mitochondrial electron transport, cytochrome c to oxygen. NCBI's taxonomy places the organism in Eukaryota, Fungi, Ascomycota, Dothideomycetes, Mycosphaerellales, Teratosphaeriaceae.
AGUUGCGCUUUUUCCGGACCUGCAACACUACAACCAACACCCGCCCAGGUCACACUGCACAAAUAGUGAGGGCUGCUUGAGCUCACUCACACCAUUGUCACGGCUCAUUGAAGCUCGGCUGUUCUGCCACCGCCAACAUGCUACGCACCACCGUUCUCCGCUCUCUCCCUACAACCAUCCCUUCCGGCCGAACAGCAGCGGCCUGCCUUACACCUUUGGCGCGGCCAGCUGCUCAACAGUCACGCAGCGCACACGCGAUUAGCAACCCGACAUUGGCCAAUAUUGAGAAGCGAUGGGAGGCUAUGCCGCCCCAGGAGCAGGCCGACCUGUGGAUGGCGCUGAGGGACCGGAUGAAGGCGGACUGGAAUGAGCUGACGCUGCAGGAGAAGAAGGCUGGUAUGUCGUUAUAUUCUUUCCUGAACGCUCCUUAUCGGCCAAGCAUAAGGCUUAAGAAUCAAGCGUACCGGCAUGAUGCGGGAGGACUCGGGACAGUCACGCGACAGCCGCAAUGCAUUGCUAUCGGAACACAAGUUUGGUCGAGCAUUUCCCAGCCGCUGACAUGGUAUGAAUUGCAGCUUACUGGAUCGCUUUCGGUCCUCACGGUCCUCGCACGCUGCCACCGCCGGGUGAGAACCUCAAGGUCUUCACUUACACAAUGAUUGGCGUCGGAGCAGCCGCCAUCCUGUUCGCAAUCACCCGUACCUUCGCCAAACCCGCACCUCGCACCAUGACCAAGGAAUGGCAGGAAGCUAGCAAUGAGUAUCUUAAGGUACGUUUCAUCACUCAGAAGCCGGGCCAAAUCAGACCUGAGAUUAGCGUCUCCGCAUCCAUGCGUUGUGAUGGCAUUUGUUGGAAGACACUGACCCGUGUAUCGCGUGUAGGAACAAAAGGUCGAGCCCAUC